Columba livia (rock pigeon) is the source of this 1159-nucleotide messenger RNA. It is a transcript of the gene NICN1, whose product is annotated as nicolin 1, tubulin polyglutamylase complex subunit. The transcript is spliced from 6 exons. The coding region runs from base 57 to 722 and encodes 221 amino acids. Gene Ontology annotation, cellular component: nucleoplasm. The record is from RefSeq and is a predicted model, not a curated record. Lineage: Eukaryota; Metazoa; Chordata; Aves; Columbiformes; Columbidae.
GGCGUCGCCGCACCCGUCCCGGCCCCGCCCAGGAGGGGCGGCCGCGCUGCGCCGCCAUGUCGGGAGCGGCGGGGCCGCCGGCGGGACCGGGCCGUUCCCCGCUGCCCUGCGCCCCCCGCCCCGCCGUCCCGCUCCAGCUGGGCGGGGGGACCGAGCCGGCGCGGCCCGGCGUCGCCGUCAUCGACAUCCGCUUCCCCCGCGGUGCCGCCGCCGACGUGCAGGAGAUCGUCUUCAGGAACUUCUACACGGCGUUCCUGAGCGUGCGGGUGCAGCGGCCCGGCCCCGGCGGCCCCCGCCGCUGGGUGACCUGCCUGCGGGACCACCGCCUCAUGCCCUGUCCACACACCGAGGAGGGCUCCCAGGACUACUUCUCCCUCCACCGCCACCAGAUGCUGUGUGACAUGGACCAGGUGACAGCAGUGCGGUUCAUCCUGCGGCAGCCCUCCCCAGUCUGGCUCCACUUCACCAUCGAGGAGCUGCAGAUUUUUCCCCCCGGACAGAAGAGCCCCCAGAAGGAUUUCCCCUCCUGGCUCUCCCAGCUGAGCCCUCCGGAGCAGCCAGCCAGCCUGCAUGGGGAGCUCCCAGACCCAGAGAAGGUGUCGACCGAGGUCCAGCAGAUGUGGGUGCUGACAGAGGUGAUCCGGGCUCGCCAGGCAGCUGCCCGCAUCGGGCGCUUCGACGUGGACGGCUGCUAUGAUAUCAACCUUCUCUCCUAUACAUGAGCUCCACCGGCACUGGCUGGAGGAACUUGGUCCCUCUGUGCUCCCAAGGACCGAACAGGCUCCUCUGCUCCUGCAUCAGCCUUUGUCCCUGCGGCCCGGGGGGGGUUCCAGGCCCUCCCCGUGCCCCUGUCCCAACUACUCCUGCGCUGGCUGGCAGCAGCGGGAGCGCUGCUGCCCCGAAGUCCCCGUGACCCUCUUCCAGCCCGGUGCCUCCAGCUGCUAUGGCUCUGCUCCUGGCGUGUCCUGUGCUGCUGGGGCAGAGCCCGGAGCCCCCACCCCGCCUCUGCGCUGGAGCGGCCACUGGCGCUGCCUGCAGGACGAGGCUCCGCAGACAAGGGGCUGCUGGGCCUGGCGUCCGCCAUGCUCGGUGGACCGAGGAGGCGCCGGGGGGGCGGCGGGAAAGCCUCGGUCACCACUAAAAGCUGCUACAUUGUCCA